GCCACCUACGCCGCGGACGCCGCCGCGUACCUGGUCGGGUCCCGGAGGGGCCCGGGCAGGUGAGGACCUUGGUGUCCUGAGACCCUGGUUUUGGACCGUGCGAGAUCUGAAUCCAGAGCUGCCAUGAUUGAAGUGGUAGCUGAGUUGAGCCGAGGUCCUGUAUUUCUGGCGGGGGAGGCACUGGAGUGUGUGGUAACCGUCACCAACCCCUUACCCCCUACAGCCACUUCUGCAUCCAGUGAGGCUCUGGCUUGGGCCAGUGCCCAGAUCCACUGCCAGUUCCAUGCCAGUGAGAGUCGAGUAGCACUGCCUCCCCCUGAUUCUAGUCAGCCAGAUGUCCAGCCUGACAGCCAGACUGUGUUUCUGCCACACCGAGGUGAGAGAGGUCAGUGUAUCCUUUCUACUCCACCAAAAAUUCUAUUUUGUGACCUGAGGCUAGACCCUGGAGAGUCCAAAUCAUACUCCUACAGUGAAGUGCUGCCCAUUGAGGGACCACCCUCCUUUCGGGGUCAGUCGGUCAAGUACGUCUACAAACUGACUAUUGGCUGCCAGCGUGUCAACUCACCCAUCACUUUACUUAGGGUCCCUUUGAGGGUUCUUGUACUGACUGGCCUUCAAGAUGUCCGGUUUCCCCAGGAUGAGGCUGUAGCCCCAUCUAGUCCAUUCUUAGAGGAGGAUGAGGGUGGCAAGAAGGACUCAUGGCUUGCUGAGCUGGCUGGGGAGCGUCUCAUGGCUGCCACAUCCUGCCGUAGCCUCCAUCUGUACAAUGUCAGUGAUGGUCGAGGGAAAGUUGGGACAUUUGGCAUCUUCAAAUCUGUGUACAGACUUGGCGAGGACGUGGUGGGAACCUUAAACUUAGGGGAAGGAACUGUAGCUUGUUUGCAGUUUUCAGUAAGCUUACAGACCGAGGAACGGGUACAGCCUGAAUACCAGCGGCGCCGGGGGACAGGGGGUGCUCCCUCUGUGUCCCAUGUGACUCAUGCCCGGCACCAGGAGUCCUGCUUACAUACUACCAGAACCAGCUUCUCUCUCCCCAUCCCUCUCAGCUCUACCCCAGGCUUCUGCACUGCCAUUGUGUCCCUGAAGUGGCGACUGCAUUUUGAAUUUGUAACAUCCCGAGAACCAGGAUUGGUACUCUUGCCCCCUGUGGAACAACCUGAACCUGCUACCUGGACAGGUCCUGAGCAAGUGCCUGUAGACACCUUCAGCUGGGAUCUUCCCAUCAAGGUGCUGCCUACAAGCCCCACCCUGGCCUCAUAUGCUGCUCCAGGCCCCAGCACCAGCACCAUAACCAUCUGAAACUGGCCCAUCUACCUACCAUGACACUAACGUCUUCAAGAUUCUGAGAACUUAGCAUGUGGACUCUAGCUGGAAUCYACUUUUUCCACCUAGGACCUAAUAGCACAGACAAUUGAGAGGCAGUCUGGGCUGGGAGUGUAGCUCAGUGGUAGAGCAUUUGUCUAGCAUGUGCAAGGCCCUGGGUUCAAUCCCAGCAUGUGG
Messenger RNA from Urocitellus parryii (Arctic ground squirrel), 1500 nucleotides. It is a transcript of the gene Rgp1, whose product is annotated as RGP1 partner of RAB6A GEF complex. NCBI's taxonomy places the organism in Eukaryota, Metazoa, Chordata, Mammalia, Rodentia, Sciuridae. The record is from RefSeq and is a predicted model, not a curated record.